CUCGUUACAGGUACAAGAUAUUUGCACAGACAGUAGGCGACGUUGAUACAACCCUACCAUCAGUUCUUAAAGAAUUAGGCGUGUUUUUGAGUAAAAGUGAACUAAAGUUAAACAUCAGACCUUUACUGAGGCUGGUGUGCCAGCGGUUCUUUGGAGAGGCGAGAGGGUUUGUUGAUAUGUGUGUGAAACAUAUACCAUCUCCUGUGGAAGCUGCUCAAACCAAAAUAGAACACACGUACACUGGUAUACUGGACGAUGACGAGUGGACGCAGAGUCUAAUGACGUGUGACUCUGAUGGGCCACUAAUGGUUCAUGUUACUAAACUGUAUCCAACUCAAGAUGCCACACAAUUCCAUGCAUUUGGACGAGUGAUCAGUGGAACAUUAUACAGUGGGGAACAGGUGAGGGUCCUUGGUGAGAGUUUCACGCUAGAGGAUGAGGAAGAUUCUAAAGUUUGUCAAGUUGGUAGACUGUGGGUGGCAGAGGCAAGAUACACUAUUGAAAUAAACAGAAGUCCAGCUGGUACCUUUGUACUUAUUGAAGGAAUUGAUUCCACAAUAACGAAGACAGCAACUGUUACUCAAUUGAGUGGAAGUGAAGACGCUCAGAUAUUUCGUCCAUUAAAGUUCAACACUCAGUCUGUGAUAAAGAUUGCAGUUGAGCCUGUUAAUCCUUCAGAGCUGCCAAAGAUGUUGGACGGACUACGGAAAGUUAACAUGAGCUAUCCUCUUCUUGUCACUAAAGUGGAGGAGAGUGGUGAGCACGUGGUGUUGGGCACUGGUGAGUUGUACCUCGACUGUGUCAUGCAUGACCUCAGGAAGAUGUACUCUGAAAUUGAUAUCAAGGUAGCUGAUCCAGUGGUUGCUUUCUGCGAGACAGUAGUUGAAACCUCAUCAUUAAAGUGUUUUGCAAUGACUCCUAAUAAAAGAAACAAGUUGACAAUGAUUGCUGAGCCUCUUGAGAAAGGAUUAGCCGAAGACAUUGAAAAUGAAGUGGUACAGAUGACCUGGCCAAAGAAGAAACUUGCUGAGUUUUUCCAGACCAAGUACGAGUGGGACUUAUUGGCUGCUCGUUCGAUAUGGUCCUUCGGUCCUGAAAUGACUGGACCCAAUAUACUGGUGGAUGACACACUGCCUACUGAAGUUGAUAAGACCCUCCUCCACUCUGUGAGGGACAGUAUUGUACGAGGGUUCCAAUGGGGAGCCAGAGAGGGACCUCUUUGUGAAGAACGUAUGUGAGAUUUUAAAUAAUGUACUGU
This is a messenger RNA of Amphimedon queenslandica, 1258 nucleotides long. Its product is annotated as 116 kDa U5 small nuclear ribonucleoprotein component-like. Gene Ontology annotation, molecular function: U5 snRNA binding; GTP binding; GTPase activity. The transcript is spliced from 12 exons. The annotation marks the transcript as partial. Lineage: Eukaryota; Metazoa; Porifera; Demospongiae; Haplosclerida; Niphatidae. The record is from RefSeq and is a predicted model, not a curated record. Gene Ontology annotation, cellular component: U4/U6 x U5 tri-snRNP complex; U2-type catalytic step 2 spliceosome; cytosol. Gene Ontology annotation, biological process: mRNA splicing, via spliceosome.